AUGACCGUCACCUUCCCCACGGCCGAGCGAGACCGCGUGUGCGCACCAGUGGCGCAUAUGACACUCUACUUCAAACCAGGAUACCCUCCACUUAACAUGAAUCAGAUUAAGCAUGUCAGUGACGCCUACUAUGGGGCCAGCCCUCAGAGCUACAUACAGCCCUUCCUACCCAACGCAGACAAAGUGGUGCUAGGCGUGGGAACG
Messenger RNA from Sphaeroforma arctica JP610, 204 nucleotides. RefSeq lists its product as hypothetical. The transcript has a single exon. Lineage: Eukaryota; Ichthyosporea; Ichthyophonida. The record is from RefSeq and is a predicted model, not a curated record. The annotation marks the transcript as partial.